Messenger RNA from Microbotryum saponariae, 729 nucleotides. NCBI's taxonomy places the organism in Eukaryota, Fungi, Basidiomycota, Microbotryomycetes, Microbotryales, Microbotryaceae. The record is from the annotation of a GenBank genome assembly.
AUGGCCCCCUCCAAACCAAGCGGCAACAAAGGCGCCUCCAAAGGCAAAGGCAAAUCUGCUUCCGACGAUGCCGACGGGCCCAGCAGCGGAGGAGAGCUCAAGGUCGCCAACUCGCUCAAACUGCGACACAUCCUGUGCGAGAAGCAGACCAAAUCGCUCGAGGCGUUGGCCAAGAUCAAGGCGGGGACCUCGUUCGAUGCGGUUGCGACGGCUUAUUCGGAGGACAAGGCUAGGCAUGGAGGGUCAUUAGGGUCAGUUGUUCGAGGGGGUUGCAGGCUGCAAGGGCUGGGUAACGCAGUGGGAGGAGCUGACAGCGGUCGGAUGAACGUGUUCUACAGGUGGAUGACACGAGCUCAAAUGGUGGGCGCUUUCCAGGAUGUGUGCUUUACGAUUCCGGGUGAGUCUACUCGGCGUAGAGCUAGAUUGUGAGGUGCUGCAAGGCAGGAAGAAGCUUUUGCCAUAGCUGCGUACUGCCGUCCUCCGGUGGCAGCUCAUGGCAGCUGCUCAUGUCGAAGAAUGUUGUAUCUUGUGAUUCCAGUCUCGACAUGUGCCUCACCGAUAUACCGAGAAAUCAAGACCAAGCACGGCUAUCAGUCAGUCUCUUCUCCCAGGCGGUCACCAAUCGUUCAAGAACUUGCAGUGGUCUCGACUCGGCUGACCCACCCUCGGUAAAUUUGGUGUCUGGUACAAUCCAAUCACAGUAUCGUAAUGGUGGAGGGAAGGAAAUAG